Messenger RNA from Nematocida parisii ERTm1, 561 nucleotides. RefSeq lists its product as uncharacterized. The transcript has a single exon. Gene Ontology annotation, molecular function: acetyl-CoA carboxylase activity. Lineage: Eukaryota; Fungi; Microsporidia. The record is from RefSeq and is a predicted model, not a curated record. Bases 1 to 561 code for a protein of 186 amino acids.
AUGGAUUGUGUUAUGAAUGAAGUGACCGAGUUAAAAAGGUUUUUAGAUGAUUUAAAUGGAAAGUAUGAAGGAAUUCGAAUAUUUAUAGGGAAUAAUUCAUUAGCUGCCUUUAAAUUUAUCAGUUCAAUGCAGGACUUCUCAUACAGAAGAUUUGGCAGGAAUAUUUUUGAAUUCUACGGAAUGGAAAGGCCAUCUGAUCGUGCUAGUAGGAGCAAGUAUCUAGACGGUCUUACAGGGUAUAUUGAGUUAUUUGAUGAGUCGCCAGAGAAUAGUUUUAAAUCUCCGAAAGUUAUAUGCCAGGGCGCAGUUCACUUUGAUUGCCAAUUUGUAUGGCCGGGAUGGGGGCACUCUUCUGAAGAUCCAAGCUUUCCCAGGGAGUGUAAGAAGAAUGGAUUGAUAUUCAUAGGGCCAAGCGAGCAUGCAAUGGAUCUUCUUGGCAGUAAAAUAUCUGCAAACAAACUAGCUGAUAGUUCUGGCAUACCAAGUAUUCCAUGGAUAGAGGUGGCGGAGCUAUCAAAAGUCCAAGAGUUCUGCAGAAAAACAGGAUUCCCAUUAUGGUAA